Molecule: messenger RNA, 822 nt
Organism: Mitosporidium daphniae
Lineage: Eukaryota; Fungi; Microsporidia
Exons: 1
Coding region: 1-822 (273 amino acids)
Source: RefSeq, a predicted model, not a curated record
AUGGCCUCGGUGUCCAAAGUUGCUGAUAUGGAUCCGUUGCAUGGAACGAUCAAGGUCUCAUCCUUUUUACCCCAGUAUUUGAUGAUGGCAAUAUUAAUUGGUGCCUUAACGGUAACCCUUUUCUUCAUCCUAAAGGCGGUUAAAUUUUUUAUGAAUUUUAUUGCUUAUGUGUUGACAUUUUGCUUGAUCAAUCUUGCUGUUUUUCCCAACAGUGAGGCAUCCUUCACAGAUGUAAGAAGCUUUACGGAAGUCGAAAGGCUUGCGCAUAUUAAUAACCUGGACAUUGAUAAGGUUUUACAAGCCAUCUCUUGGUCAAGCAUGCCUCGAGAUUAUUUUAAUGGAUGCUGGGAUCAUCCCUACACAAAAGAUCUCCUUGAAAAGGCCGUCGAUUCGGAAGACAGUUGGCUAUUCAUUUCGAAGGGGUUACUUCCGUCCCACAAAGCCAGCUUGAUUCCAGGGAUAUUAAAAAUAUCCAAGAACCGCUCGACCUUACCACCAUCAUUCUAUCCUCUGUUCGUAGAUGUUGUCUCAUUUUUUGAAUAUAUCUAUCACCAAUUGGAUCCGCAACUUUUUGAAAAUAACCCGGAUCCCUUUGUUGUGGGCUUAUCUCCAAUGCUGGCAAACGAUCUUAUAAAUGCUAUCGAUGAAAGGGGGCUUUUUCUUCCGAAAUUUCGAAAGGCUAUCUCAAAAAAGGCAAUGCUUUCAACAUACAAACGCUGCUGCUUAAGGUGCGCCCGAUUUCUUUCUAACGGAGCCGAAAUUACAUCCUUGACCUUAAUUAUACUCCCUUCCGCCUCGGCGAUCAUUAUGAUGCUCUUUUAA